Messenger RNA from Solanum stenotomum, 2261 nucleotides. Its product is annotated as exocyst complex component EXO70B1. Gene Ontology annotation, biological process: exocytosis. The record is from RefSeq and is a predicted model, not a curated record. Lineage: Eukaryota; Viridiplantae; Streptophyta; Magnoliopsida; Solanales; Solanaceae. Bases 163 to 2046 code for a protein of 627 amino acids. Gene Ontology annotation, cellular component: exocyst. The transcript has a single exon. Gene Ontology annotation, molecular function: phosphatidylinositol-4,5-bisphosphate binding.
UUUGCGCGUUCUCAAUUUAAUGUAAAGAGGUGGAGACAUAAUUGAGCAAUUUAUAGACUUUUCUGUGGGUCCCACUUCCUCAACGCCCAACUCUUAUCAUCCUUAAACAUUUCUUCUUCUUCUUCCCCACUUUCUCCAUACACAAAUUUGAGAGUUGCAUCCAUGGCUGAAAAUGGUGAAGAAAAACUCAUAGCUGUUGCUCGUCAUAUCGCCAAAACACUUGGUCAUACUGAUACUAUGACUGAUGAUAUCCUUCAAAUCUUCUCUAAUUUUGAUAAUCGAUUCCGUAAAAAACUUACUGAUGAUCAACCACUUGAACGAACCCUUAAAUCUCUUCAUCGUCAGAUCUCUCGUCAUCUCUCCGCUCAGCAUCAUAUAUGGUCUGAUUCAGCUGAGUCUGCUGCUUUCCUUGAUUCUGUUGACCAAUUAUUGGCCGUAAUUCAUGAAUGGAAUCCUAUGGCAAAUGACAAAUCUGUUUCUGUUUCUCUUGAUAAAGCUGAUGAUUUACUUCAACAAGCUAUGUUUCGUUUACAAGAUGAGUUUACUACCCUCAUGCAACGCGCUUCCGAGUCCGUGGAUCUCACGCGCCACCAGAAUGGUGGUAAUAAUUUGGGAGACUACUACGAAUCUGAAGAGGAAGAAGUUGAUGAUGAUGAUGAUGAUGAUGAUGAGAUUCCUAUAGCACAUCCUGUAACGGAUUACGGGAUCCUUAUUGAAGCUUUACCGGCGGGAAUCAUUAGCGAUCUACAUGAGAUUGCUAAGAGAAUGGUGGCUGCUGGGUAUGAGAAAGAGUGUUCACACGCGUAUAGUGUGUCUAGAAGAGAGUUUUUGGAAGAGAGUUUAAGUAGAUUGGGGUUGCAGAAGCUGAGUAUGGAUCAAGUGCAGAAAAUGCAGUGGAAUGAGCUUGAAGAUGAGAUUGAGAAAUGGGUUAAAGCGGUCAACGUAGCUCUCCGAAUCCUGUUCCCGAGUGAACGUCGACUUUGUGAUCGGGUCUUCUUUGGAUUCAACUCUGUUUCUGAUCUAUCUUUCAUGGAAGUUUCUAGAGGUUCUACUAUUCAACUUCUCAACUUUGCUGAUGCUGUUGCGAUCUCUAGUCGGGCACCGGAGAGACUUUUCAAGGUACUUGAUGUUUAUGAGGCGCUUAGGGAUUUGAUGCCUGAAUUUGAAUUGAUGUUUUCGGAUCAAUAUUGUGUGCUAUUGAGGAAUGAAGCAUUGGCUAUAUGGAGAAGAUUAGGUGAGGCUAUUAGAGGGAUAUUUAUGGAGUUGGAGAAUUUGAUUCGCCGUGAUCCUGCUAAGACUCCAGUGCCUGGUGGCGGACUCCACCCAAUUACUCGAUACGUGAUGAAUUAUAUCCGUGCAGCUUGUCGAUCCCGGAUUACUCUUGAACAGGUUUUUGAGGAAAUUGUUGUGCCAUCUGCUAGUGCUGUUGAUUACAGAGAUGGGGAUGAUAGAGCACUUUCGUCUUCUUCAUUGGCUGUUCAAAUGGCAUGGAUUAUGGAGUUACUUGAGAGUAAUCUGGAAGCAAAAUCAAAGAUUUACAAGGACUCUGCUUUGUUGGCUGUUUUUAUGAUGAAUAAUGAAAGAUACAUUGUUCAGAAAGUUAAAGAUAGUGAGUUGGGAUUGCUUUUAGGUGAUGAUUGGAUACGAAAACACGCAGCCAAAGUUAAGCAGUAUCAUGUAAGUUAUCACCGAAGUUCGUGGAGUAAGGUUUCAGGAGUUCUGAAGAUUGAUAAUAAUGCUAUGUCACCUACUGGAGCUUCGAGAUCUUUGAAAGAAAAGCUUAAGUUAUUCAAUUCCUACUUUGAGGAGAUAUGUAAAACUCAAUCCACUUGGAUAAUCUUUGAUGAGCAACUGAAGGAAGAAUUAAGGAAUUCUGUAGCAGGGUCUUUGUCUCCAGCAUAUCGCAACUUUAUUGGGAGGUUGCAGAGUAAUAACAAUUCUGGCAGGUACGCAGAGAGGCAUAUCAAGUUUAGUGUGGAGGAUCUUGAAGCUCGAAUCUUUGAGUUGUUUGAAGGGAGCAGUGGAUCGGGUGGUGGGAGGAAGUGAGAGCAAAGUCUGUAAGCAAGUGAUUGCAUCUCCUUGUACCAUAUAUAUAUGCUAGUUUAGCUGUUAGAAAUUUGUUGUGUCUCCAUGUAAUGCUGGUCAUUAAUCAUUAUGGCCUUUUCAUACCUCUAAAUUGUCUCCUCUAAUACUUGUUGUACACGCUAAUGGUUAGUUUGUUUGAAUGGCUAUGUUUGUAUUGCAAGAACUUUCUGGCUGGU